Molecule: messenger RNA, 840 nt
Organism: Dicrocoelium dendriticum
Lineage: Eukaryota; Metazoa; Platyhelminthes; Trematoda; Plagiorchiida; Dicrocoeliidae
Source: the annotation of a GenBank genome assembly
AUGGGGUAUGAUUUCUGGAUCCACUACCAGGCAACUACUUUCAUUGGCCAAGCGGAUGCACUGUCACGCUUACAUGAUGCCCACCAGCAAGAACAUGAGGACACAAUCAUUGCCUCGGUCGAGAUCAAACCUGACGGCAAGUAUCUAGUAAGUGAUGCACUGCACGGUCUACCAGUUACCGCAGAAGCUGUACGAACCGAAACGCUUCGGGACCCAGUACUCAAGAAAUAUACAGUUUCACGAAACAACUUGGCAGCGUUCAUAUCCAUCUGUCGAGUUGCAAUAGUACUUCCAGUGGAGACACUCGCUCCCUAUUAUGCACGACUGCACCCUAUUUUCGGAAAUUGUGGUCAUCCCCAAGGCACUUCAGGAGCGCCUUUUUCAACAGUUCCACGCCGGGCAUCCUGGGAUGAACCGGAUGAAGGCGCUUGCCCGCAUUUAUGUAUACUGGCCCGUCAUGAACAACCAGCUAGAAGAAAUAGCUACGCACUGCCAAAAGUGCGCCAAGGUCUUGAAAGCGCCACAAACAACUUAUAUUCAUGGCCAAAAGCUACUAAACCAUGGUGCCGCAUCCAUGUCGACUUCGCAGGACCGAUCAACGGCCGAAGUUUACUCAUUAUAGUCGACUCAUACAGCAAGUUUCCUGAAGUAUUUCUCAUGGAUAGCACAACCACCAAUGCCACUGUAUCAAAACUGCGCCAAACCUUCACCAGAUUUGGCUGUCCAGGGACAAUUGUCACUGCCAAUGGCACAAUUCACUUCGGCAACUUUUACAGUGUGCUGCAAGCAAUGCGCCGUUCAGCACAUUCGCUCGCCGCCGUUUCACCCACAGUCGUAUGA